GCAGACGAAAUGGGAUUAGUUGCAACCGGAAAAUUUAAAACAACAAUUAAAUAAACUAUUCUUUACUUUUUUUUUUUUUAAUAUAACGCUUUACUUGAGUACUUCAGCCUUCACAAACUGCUUUAUGUAACAUUCCUUAUUCAUCAAAGCACUUAUGUAUUUUACUCUCGGACACUUUGACAUGCCGACUGGAACAGCCUGGGAUUGAACUAUCAACCUUCCGAUUAAUAGAGUACUGUUUUACCUCCUGAGCUACGGCAACAUUACCCACGGACAAAACAAUAUGACACGUGAAGCCAGAGGUAGGAGCGAGCAUUUUGGAAACGUAAAUAUAGGUCGUAUUUCAUGGGCUGCAGAAAUGACGGAUACGUUUGGAUUGGAGGACAUGUUUUUUUGUUUGUUUGUUUGUUUUUUUAUGCUUUCCCAAAAAUCACCAUUGAUCUGAUCACGUUUUAGCAUUAAAUGCAUUUGUGUAUUAAACUAAAGUAAACUAGUUCUGCCUAUCUAAUUAAUAGUUGUAUUGCACUGUAAACGGAGGAAAGAAAAAUUCAAGAGUGCCACACCUUAUUUUCUUUGUGUCGUUAAAGUUGCCUUUCCUGUUCCUCAACUCAGUUAAAUAAUGGCUGCUGAACAUGCUUUUUCCAACUCUGGGCACAGCCAUCACUCUUCAGAGUUGAGGAUUGUGCUGAUAGGUGGCAGAGAAUUAACAGGACAGCCCAGUAAUAAAAGUCUGAGUGGAAACAUCAUACUGGGUAAAAAUGUUUUUGACACCAGCAGAAGAACAGCCCAGAGUGUGGUGGGGCAGCAGGAGGUACACGGCAGACGGGUCACUGUGGUGGACACUCCAGGCUGGUGGUGGCACUAUCCACUAGAAAACACCCCAAAGCUGGAUCAGAUAGAAAUCCAGAACAGUGUCCAUCUGUGUCCCCCGGGGCCUCAUGCCUUUCUUCUGGUCAUUCACGAGAGUUUCUAUUUACCUCAGAUCUUUAUAUCAUCUCUAAAAGAGCACCUGAAGCUUUUCCACAAAGAUGUGUUGAAUCACACCAUUGUACUGUUCACUGUUCAACAUCCAUGGCAUGAAGAAAAUGUAGAAACCGAAAUGAGUGAGUGGUCAGACAUGCAGUGGAUUCUUGAACAAUGUGGAAACAGAAAGCAUGUCCUCAGUAUGAGGAACAGGCAGGAUGGCACUCAAGUCGAAAAGCUUUUUGAGAAAAUCGAGGCAAUGGUUGCAGCAAAUGGAGGCCGUCACUGUCCCAUUGAUAGUGCUCAUGGAAAUGCUCUGAGAGAAGAAAUGAAGGCAAUAGCUGAAGGAGCAUCAAAGAGGUUUGAUGAGGUGCAGACACAAAGGAGGAAGCUCAGAGCACUAAUUGAAGGCGGCAAAACCCCACCUGCACAUUUACGACUGGUCAUGGUUGGUGCUCAGUGGUCAGCCAAAAGCUCGGCCGGCAACACCAUCCUGAGGAAAAAGGCUUUUGCUGUUGAUCAUGGAAGAACAACAAUGUCCUGUGAAAUCAGUCAUGGCAUUGUGGCAGACAGGACGCUCACAGUGGUCGAUUCUCCUGGCUGGUUCUACAACCACACCCUUCAGGACACCUCUGAGACAGAUAAACAUGAAAUAGAGAACAGUGUGCAUCUGUGCCCCCCAGGACCCCACGCAGUGCUCCUCAUGAUAGGCCUGGCAUCUGCAUUUAAUACAUCCUACCUCAGAGCAGUCAAAGAGCACAUGAGUCUGUUUAGAGACGAUGUCUGGAAGCACACCAUUGUUCUGUUCACUAGAGGUGACUGGCUGGGAGUCAAGACUGUGGAAGAACGUAUAGAGAGUGAGGAAGGUCUGCAGUGGCUGGUGAAGAAGUGUGGGAACAGGUGCCACGUCCUGGACAACAUGAAGCACAGUGAUGAGAUGCAGGUACAAGAUCUCCUGGAGAAGAUUGAAGAGACGUGGGUGGGAAACAAAGACCCACAUUAUGAAGUUGACCUGGAUCGUGGAGCACAGUUGGAGGCCACGAAAGAGGCUGGAGAAAAGUUGGCUAAAAGGAUCAGAAAGACCACUGAGAGACAAUCAAGAAUAUUGAGAAAGAUAUUUGAAGGAGAGGAGCAGCCAAUCACUGACCUGAGGAUUGUACUGCUUGGCAGAGAGGAAUCAGGGAAGAGUAUGGCAGGAAACAAAAUUUUUUUUGAAGAGAUAUUUGAGAGAGCUUGGUUGAAGAAGGAAUUCCAAAAUCAGAGAAGAACAAGAAAGUGUGUAAAACAUGAAGGAACUAUCGGUGGAAUAAAUAUCGCAGUCAUUGAGACUCCAGGCUGGCCUGCAGCCAUGACGCCACCUAGCUGGCUGAAAGAAGAAGUUCUGGGCAGCGUCUCCAUGUGUGCUCCGGGCCCUCAUGUUUUUCUCUUGGUUGUUCCCAUUCCCAAAGCAUUCACAGAGGAAGAUCACAAAACAGUGGCUGAGCUUUUGAUGCCCUUUGGUGAGAGAGUAUGGAGACACUGCAUGGUGCUGUUCACCUGGGGAGACUGGCUGAACAACAGACUCAUCGAGGAGCACAUUGCAGCAGAGGGAAAAAGCCUCCUGCAGCUGGUGGAAAAGUGUGGGUACAGAUAUCAGGUCCUUAACUGCCAUAGUUUUGGUAAUCGUUUUCCUGUUAAAGAGCUCUUCCAAAAAAUCACUGAUAUGAUCACACAGAACAAAGGACAAAGCUUCACUGCUGAAGGCAAACAAAGGAAAAACCAAUCUGUGCUGACAGAAGAAGAGUGGAACAGGAGGGAGCAAGAACUGAUAGACCGGAUGUUGAGAGCUGUUGUAAAUGAACCAGAGGAACCAACAUUACCAUCUGUGCUGGGAGCAUCUAGCUUUGAUGGAGCUUUCCUUCCGAGCAUGAGCGGAGAUGCUCCCUCAGAGUUUGAGAACAUGUCAGAACGCUGGAGUCAAAGAGCACGUGCCAAAGUGUCUGAAUGGCUGAAGACCAGAGCUGGAAACUCUGAUGUCACCUCUGGGAUUGGCAGCAUGAGCGCCUCAGCCAGUCAUGUGGAGAAGCUGGAUGAAAGUCCUCUGCCAGAUGAAAAUGAUUAACCGACACAUUCCCAGAAAAGGACAAGACAGGGAUUCAUCUGAAGAGAGUCUCCAGGAAGAUUGUAUAAAUUCAGUGCAGGCACUUUUGUUAAGCAAACUACAAAAGCGGGAUUGAAGCAUAUGUACUUACAGUUAAUCCAGAUUCUCUGAUCUUUUAUAUACAUUUUACAUAAAUACUGUUCAUGUCAUAUUUUAGUAAAACAUCAUGGACCUAGCUUUACACAGCAUUGUUUCAGUGCAGCUGCUAUUUGUUCUCACAUCUCACAGAAGUACAUGAGGACUCAUAAUAAGCUAUGCAACCUUCAGUUGGUUUUAAAAAGUAGUUACCAGAUUGAACUUCACACUGAGAUCCAAGAGAACAGAUUAUGGAGUUACAGGAUGAAAAGCAUAAAAACUUGAAGCUCUGCCCACAGGUGAAUCAACGAGAAAAUGCUGACUCAUGUGUUUAUAUGGGAACAAUGGCUGUAAAAGUUAUAGUUCUGCAGAAGCAUUCAGUUAGAGAAAUAGCCGGAUAGUUUAGAUUCAUGUAUUUCAUUUCUGUGAGAAUUUGUGUAGUUGCCUAAUGGGGCAGAAUCUCUAUGUGAGUUAACAAUCUACAUUAAACUGUUCAUUGUUAACUCACAUAGAGAUUCUAUUAUUAACACUUUUCUGUAUUUUACAUGUAGAAAAUUUAAGUGGAAAUAAUAGAACAGUGUUGCUGUACUUGUGAUCUGCUGAGCAAACAUAAUAUUUUACAUAGUUGUACAAUAUGUGCAAAAAAAUGAGAACAAUCCAGAAUGGUAACCUAACAGUGACUGAUAUAUCUUCUUUUUCUUCUUCUUCUUCUUUUGGCUGCUCCCUUUAAGGGUCUCCAUAGCAGAUCAUCUACCUCCAUCUAACUCUAUCCCUGGCAUCCUUCUGUGUCACACCAACCCUCUACAUGUCCUCCUUCACUACAUCCAUGAACCUCCUCUCAGGUCUUUCUGCCUGGCAGCUCCAUAUUCAACAUUUUUUUGUCCAGGGUAUCCACGAUUUCUUCUCUGAAAUAUUAAUUUCUAAUCCCAUCCAUUCUGGCCACUCCCAGUGAAAACCUUAACAUCUUCAACUCUGCCACCUCCAGCUCGGCCUCCUGUCUUUUGGUUGGUGCCUUCGUCUCCAAACCAUCAUAGCAGGUCUCGCUACCACCUUGUAAACCUUUCCUUUCACUCUUGCUACUAUCCUUCUGUGUAAUGCCUGACAUUUGUCUCCACCCACUCCACCCUGCCUGCACAUUGGUUUUUAAACUCAUCUACCUUCACUACCUCUGCUCCUUGCAGCCUCAUCUUUCCACUUGUCUCUCACUCAUUCACACAUGUAUUCUUCCUUGCUUCUGACUUUCAUUCCUCUUCUCCCAGAGCACACCUCCACCACUCCAGACUCUCGUCCACCUACUCCCUACUCUCACUACAAAUAAUAAUUUCCUCUGCAAAUAUCAUAGUCUGCAGAGACUCCUGCCUGACCUCGUCUGUCAACCUGUCCAUCGCUACUACAAACAAGAAGGGGUUUUAGAGACGAUUCCUGAUGUAAUCCCAUCUCCACCUUUGACUCGUACUGCACACCUCACCACUGCCUCGCUGUCCUCAUACGCUGUCCUGCACCACCCUCACAUACUUUUCUGUUGCUCCAUGCUUUCUCUAGAUUCACAAAGACACAGUACAACUCCUCCUGGCCUUCUCUAUACUUUUACAUCAACACUC
Molecule: messenger RNA, 4779 nt
Organism: Archocentrus centrarchus (flier cichlid)
Lineage: Eukaryota; Metazoa; Chordata; Actinopteri; Cichliformes; Cichlidae
Product: GTPase IMAP family member 8-like
Exons: 6
Coding region: 620-3064 (814 amino acids)
Molecular function (GO): GTP binding
Source: RefSeq, a predicted model, not a curated record